Messenger RNA from Penicillium canariense, 1359 nucleotides. RefSeq names its product glycoside hydrolase family 7 protein. NCBI's taxonomy places the organism in Eukaryota, Fungi, Ascomycota, Eurotiomycetes, Eurotiales, Aspergillaceae. Gene Ontology annotation, biological process: carbohydrate metabolic process. The coding region runs from base 1 to 1359 and encodes 452 amino acids. Gene Ontology annotation, molecular function: hydrolase activity, hydrolyzing O-glycosyl compounds. The transcript is spliced from 3 exons. The record is from RefSeq and is a predicted model, not a curated record.
AUGUAUCAACGCACACUCCUUUUCUCUGCCAUGGCGGCAGCUGCUAGUGCUCAGCAGGUUGGCACGCAGAAAACCGAGACCCACCCCUCUCUUACCUGGCAGACAUGCACCUCCUCCGGCUGCACGGAUCAGUCUGGCUCUGUGGUCGUGGACGCCAACUGGCGCUGGGUCCACUCGGUUAACGGCACCACUAACUGCUACACUGGCAACACGUGGGAUGCCACUCUUUGCCCCGACGAUGCCUCCUGCGCUACCAACUGCGCCGUGGAUGGAGCGGACUACUCCGGCACCUACGGUGUUACUGCUAGCGGUAGUUCCUUGUCGCUGGACUUCGUCACUGGCUCCAACAUCGGAUCUCGUCUGUAUCUCAUGGAGGACGAGAACACGUAUCAGAUGUUCAAGCUGCUCAACCAGGAGUUCACCUUCGAUGUGGAUGUGUCCAACCUGCCCUGUGGCCUGAACGGUGCUCUGUACUUUGUCGCCAUGGAUUCUGACGGCGGUUUGUCCAAAUACGAGAACAACAAGGCCGGCGCCAAGUACGGCACUGGAUAUUGUGACUCGCAGUGCCCUCGUGACCUGAAGUUCAUCAACGGCCAGGGCAAUGUUGACGGCUGGGUUCCCUCCGAGAACGACCAGAACGCCGGUGUUGGCAACCACGGCGCUUGCUGUGCCGAGAUGGAUAUCUGGGAGGCGAACAGCAUCUCUACUGCUGUGACCCCCCACCCCUGCGACACCGCCGGCCAGACUAUGUGUGAGGCUGACGCGUGCGGUGGCACUUAUUCCUCUAGUCGCUACGCCGGCACCUGCGACCCCGAUGGCUGCGACUUCAACCCCUACCGCAUGGGCAAUGAGAGCUUCUUCGGCCCCGGCAAGACCGUCGACACCAACUCCAAGAUGACAGUUGUCACCCAGUUCGUCACCAGCGACGGUACUGACUCAGGAACCCUCUCGGAGAUUAAGCGUAUCUACGUGCAAAAUGGCAAGGUGAUUGCCAACUCAGCCUCGGACGUGAGCGGUGUCUCAGGUAACUCGAUCACGUCGGACUUCUGCACUGCCCAGAAAACUGCUUUCGGCGACGAGGACAUCUUCUCGCAGCACGGCGGUCUGUCCGGCAUGGGCGAUGCUCUGUCCCAGGGCAUGGUUCUGGUUAUGAGUUUGUGGGAUGACCACUACGCCGACAUGCUCUGGCUUGACAGCAACUACCCCACCAACGCCAGUGCCACCGACCCUGGUGUUGCCCGUGGUACCUGCAGCACUGACUCUGGCAAGCCCGCCACCAUCGAGUCUGAGUCUGCCUCUGCCAACGUUAUAUUCUCCAACAUCAAGGUUGGCCCGAUUGGGUCUACUUACUCUUCCUAG